This is a messenger RNA of Sinocyclocheilus anshuiensis, 3237 nucleotides long. RefSeq names its product rab GTPase-activating protein 1-like. The record is from RefSeq and is a predicted model, not a curated record. The transcript has 17 exons. Bases 1 to 1893 code for a protein of 630 amino acids. Gene Ontology annotation, molecular function: small GTPase binding; GTPase activator activity. Gene Ontology annotation, biological process: regulation of GTPase activity. NCBI's taxonomy places the organism in Eukaryota, Metazoa, Chordata, Actinopteri, Cypriniformes, Cyprinidae.
AUGGGCUCGGAGGGCAGAGAGUCUGCUGGUCGGCUCUUAAUGACCUUUGCAGACAUUAAGUCCAAGACAUUUUCUUUAUCACCUCAAGGCGUGACAGAGUCGUGCAGCAUCCUAACAUGCCUGAAUGGAGUCAUCCGAAGUGCUGCCCUGUGGGGAGGUGUAGCAAUGAUGUUUGCCCACAAUGUACAUGCAUUCGCAGUUGACGACGACAGGACAGGAUAUAGUGACAGUGAGAUCUCUAGCGGGACAGGAGAUGUGUCGAAGGACUGUCCUGAGAAGAUUCUGGAAUCCUGGGGAGGGAUCCUCAACAGAUGGCAAGGAAACCUGUUGACACGACCCAAGGGUCUGUCUGCUCUGGUGAAGCCUGGGAUCCCAGAGGCCUUACGAGCUGAAGUCUGGCAGCUCCUGUCUGGCUGCCACAAUGAUCAGCCUCUGCUGGAGCAAUACCGCAUCCUCAUUACCAAGGACUCCGCUCAGGAAGCCGUCAUCACCAGAGACAUCCAUCGCACCUUUCCUGCUCACGACUACUUCAAAGACUCAGGCGGCGAUGGCCAAGACUCUCUCUACAAGAUCUGCAAGGCUUAUUCUGUGUAUGAUGAAGAGAUUGGAUAUUGCCAAGGUCAAUCAUUUUUGGCAGCCGUAUUACUUUUACAUAUGCCUGAGGAGCAAGCUUUCUGCGUGCUGGUGAAGAUCAUGUACAACUACGGUCUUCGAGAGCUCUACAAAAACAACUUUGAAGAUCUUCACUGCAAGUUCUACCAGCUGGAGCGUCUGCUGCAGGAGCAGUUGCCUGACCUGUGGUCUCACUUCCAGGACCUGAACCUGGAGGCCCAUAUGUAUGCGUCCCAGUGGUUCUUAACACUGUUUACCGCCAAGUUCCCUCUCUGCAUGGUCUUCCAUAUCACCGACCUGCUCCUGUGCGAGGGGUUGAACAUCAUCUUCAAUGUGGCGCUGGCUCUUCUGAAGACCUCCAAGGAAGACUUGCUUCAAGCUGACUUUGAGGGUACGCUGAAAUUUUUCCGGGUCCAGCUCCCAAAACGCUACAGGGCGGCAGAGAACGCUCGGCGCCUGAUGGAGCAAGCUUGCAAUAUCAAGGUGCCAACAAAGAAGCUUAAGAAGUUUGAGAAGGAGUAUCAGUCUCUGAGAGAGAGCCAGCUGCAGCAGGAAGACCCUAUAGACCGAUAUCAGAGAGAAAACCGGCGGUUGCAGGAGGCCAGUAUGCGUCUGGAGCAGGAGAACGAUGAUCUUGCCCAUGAACUGGUGACCAGCAAGAUAGCACUGAGGAAUGACCUGGACCAGGCUGAGGACAAAGCUGAUGUUUUAAACAAAGAACUGCUCAACACUAAACAACGCCUGGUAGAGACCAAGGAGGAGAAGAGAAGGCAAGAGGAGGAGACGGCACAGCUGAAGGAAGUGUUCAGAAGAGAGCUGGAGAAAGCGGAGUUAGAGAUCAAGAAGACCACAGCCAUCAUAGCCGAGUAUAAACAAAUAUGUUCCCAGUUAAGUACGAGGCUGGAGAAACAGCAGGCGUCCACAAAAGAGGAACUGGAUAUAGUUAAAGCUAAAGUGAUGGCGUGUGAGCGCUGUAGGGAAGUGUUCAGCAAAGACGGACCCCUGCAGAUCCCGGCGGUGAGUCAGGACAACCGGGACACAGACCUGGAUGAGGAGAAGGACUCGCUGAAGGCCCAGCUCAGAGAGCUAGAACUAGAGCUGGCGCAAACCAAACUCCAGCUGGUGGAGGCCAAGUGCAAGAUCCAGGAGCUGGAGCAUCAGAGGGGUGUUUUGAUGACUGAGGUCCAAGCUGCCAAAAACUCCUGGUUCAGUAAAACACUGGGCUCCCUCAAGAAUUCAGCCAGUAACCAGGCACCCUCCUCACCCAAAGAGGGCCAGUAGGACUCGCCAAGGGCUUAACCAAAGGGUAGAGGAGCGUGACCCUUCCACUUGGCCAAUCGGAGUAGAAAACAAGCUCUAAUGAACACUACUAGCAGCACAACAUGGCAAUGCAGUGUUCCCUCACAUGGACUAAUGGAUGACUUCCACAUACACUUAACAGUAUGUUAUGAUUUCCUUAGCUUGUGAUGCCACGUACUGGACAGUAACAGUACUACAGUGAUUAUUAUGUUCAUCCAGUUAUCAACUUCUGCAGAUGGAUUUUUUUGUUAGUAAACAGUCAGUUCUAACAUGCAAGUACAUAAACUAUGACCUUUAGACGCCAAUUCAAAGGUUUUUUUUUUCUCAGAGGGAAUACUGCAUUCUGCUAACUAUUACAAGAAAAAAAAUCGUUUGUUUUUCUAUAUAGAAAUAAUAAAUGUAACUUUUGUCAUAAGUGUGUAUAACUAAAUGUUGAUUUUUCUUUUAAUCUUGUACAGUUCGGAAAGAAAAGUGUUGCAUUAUUUUUUACGAUCUUUAUAAAUGUCAAAUACCGAAAAGCACAGACAAAUUGACCAUGUAUCACAUGACAUUCCCUCCGUCCUGUAGACUGUUUGAGGGUCCGUUUAGGAGUGAGCUGAUCACGUGAGACUUAUCAGAUGACACACAAUGGCUACACAAUAUUGACCUGCCAAGUCGCACAUAGUGCUUAUUUUAUGUUAUUUAACAGGUAUACAUGAGCCAUUCGGUGACGGAUGCCAUGCAGAAAUCAAGAAUGUGUUGAGAUGUCUCAUUUUUUUAAGGACAUAAGUAAACCAGGUCGCGCAGAUGUAUUGUUUAGGUCAGUGUGACUUCAAAGCCAUAUGAAGUCAGUCUUUGCUUCAUUUCUUCUGCUAUUUGUCAGAAUAUCCAUAUUAAUAACUUCACUCUACGUAGGGAAGUGAAAUAUUCUGCAUGGCUCAUAUUCACACUAACAAGUCACCAUAUUGUGAACAUGCUUUAUUUACACUGAUGUAAGAAAAAAAUAUUUCUUGUCUCCUAUUUUGGAUUUUUUUUUAACUGUGAUUUAAACUGUGAUUUAAAGAUGCCAAACUAAUUAUACAAAUUAAGAAAGAGAUGUCAGUUGAAUAUAAACUUAUAGUGCUGUCCUGUGGGUUUCUAUGGAUGGUUACAGGUGUUUUUACAUAACGUAAUCUACAGGACAGAAGACAUUGCUUCUGUGCGUUUGGUUUAUUGUCGGUUCAUCAGUUUCAUUGUUCCAGCCUGCUGAUGUCUGUCUAAUUACUAUCUGACAGUAAAUAUCUGGUUCUUGAUCCCAUGUGUGACUACGAGUCUGCUUCAUUUGAUUCACACCUUUCGUUCAAUAAA